This is a messenger RNA of Phytomonas sp. Hart1, 966 nucleotides long. NCBI's taxonomy places the organism in Eukaryota, Euglenozoa, Kinetoplastea, Trypanosomatida, Trypanosomatidae. The record is from the annotation of a GenBank genome assembly.
GCUUGAUCUGCUAUAGGCACAUAUGUGAAAUACUAUAUCUGCUGAAACAAAAAAAUCAAUCAAAUUAGAAACUACAGAAGAGAAAUGGGCACUAAUAUUUCACGUGAAGAGCUGAAUGAGUACCGUGAGCUUGUGAAGGACCGUAUUUCCGAGGAAUCUAUCGAAUUUUUUUUCAACAAGUUUAUUAAAUAUGCCCCGGAUGGUCAUAUGUUGCCAAUCCAAUUCAAACACUACAUUAACAGUACAGGUGUUUACAAGCACAAUAAGCUCUGCUGGGACAAGUCAAGGCAACGGAGACCUCUCGUUCGCGCCGCGGGGAUCUUUUCCCUAUGGGGAGAUCACACAACUUCAUACGAAAAUGAAGACGAUGAAGAUGAGUCUUGUAUGAUCACCAAUUCACAAGAGCUAUAUACAGGAGACACAAGCGACAUGUAUCCACAUCUUUUUCGCGCUUAUGACUUUGACGGUGAUGGUAUUAUUACAUUCAAAGAGUUCUUGAUUUACCACUUGGCAAUUAUUUAUAGUACAGAGGAGCUUUUUCAGGUUAUUUUCAACACCUACGACACUGACAAUGAUGGUUUCCUAUCUCUUACUGAUAUUAAGUCCGUUAUUACGGCUGCCACGUUUUAUGUUGGAGACUACGAUGUGCGGGAUAGGGAGGUACAGCGUGUAAUUGAUGAGGAGGCGCGUCGUCUGAUGGGUUUCUUGGAUAUUCAUCAGCAGGGUUUUGUGUGGAAAGAAGACAUGCGUCUUAUUACCCAACGCUAUCCUCAAAUUCUAGAGAAAAUGAAAAACUUGAUGUGAGCGUGUCAACUGGCGUGUGCUCCGGAUUCUGUGGUGGGUGCAAGGGUAAAUCCUUUUCAUGUAUGUGUGCCCUGUUUUACACGGUACCUUCUGUUUUUCUGUAUACACUGGUUUAAGUAUAUCUAUUUUUGGGGGGGUUUCAAUUGAUACAUUCUUCUAUAA